Messenger RNA from Scleropages formosus (Asian bonytongue), 3836 nucleotides. RefSeq names its product zDHHC palmitoyltransferase 7 (gene zdhhc7). The transcript has 8 exons. The coding region runs from base 243 to 1163 and encodes 306 amino acids. The record is from RefSeq and is a predicted model, not a curated record. Gene Ontology annotation, molecular function: palmitoyltransferase activity. NCBI's taxonomy places the organism in Eukaryota, Metazoa, Chordata, Actinopteri, Osteoglossiformes, Osteoglossidae.
GAGGCUCGUGAGCCCCGUUCAACCGCCGCGUCGGAGGCACAGCCGGGGAGAGAAGAUGAUAGACAAGUAUCUGUCUGUAAUGUACUUCACCGAAGGAGAGUAGUGCGGGGAGCGGGAACUUACAGUCCAGGGAUUCUGCAUGUGGGUCCAUCUACCCAUCACAGGCCUGAGGAGCAGACUAUAUGUCACCGUGAACCCAGGACCUCUGUUAGUCCACUCCCUGUACACCCCACCCCCGAGGGAUGCAGUCCUCCGGUCAUCGGUUGCAUGAUGUGGAACAGCACCGCCCCCUGCUGGAGCGAGAGGAGGGGCUGGCACACGGGCCUCCCCUGAGGGGCACUGACCGUGUUUGGUUCAUCCAGGAUGGCUGUGGCAUGAUCUGCGCAGUCAUGACAUGGUUUCUGGUGCUUUAUGCGGACUUUGUGGUCACCUUCGUCAUGUUGCUGCCAUCCAAAAACUUCUGGUAUGCCCUAAUCAACGGGGUGACCUUCAACUCCCUGGCUGUAUUGGCGCUAGCAUCACAUCUACGUACCAUGCUGACAGACCCGGGAGCUGUGCCCAAAGGCAAUGCCACCAAGGAGUACAUGGAAAGCUUGCAGCUGAAGCCUGGGGAGGUUAUCUACAAGUGUCCAAAGUGCUGCAGCAUCAAGCCAGAAAGAGCCCACCACUGCAGCAUUUGCAAGAGAUGCAUCCGCAAGAUGGACCACCACUGCCCCUGGGUGAACAACUGUGUGGGAGAAAACAACCAGAGGUUCUUUGUGCUCUUCACAAUGUAUAUAGCCCUGAUUUCCAUUUAUGCCCUCUGCCUGAGCGGAUUGCAGUUCUUUACCUGUGUCAAGGUCCAGUGGAACGAGUGCAGUGACUUUUCCCCACCGGUCGCUGUCAUGCUGAUGAUCUUCCUGUGCCUGGAGGGGCUGCUGUUCCUCACUUUCACUGCUGUCAUGUUUGGAACCCAGAUCCACUCCAUCUGUAAUGAUGAAACGGAGAUCGAGCGGCUAAAGAACGAGAAGCCCACAUGGGAGAGGCGUAUGCGUUGGGACGGCAUGAGAGCUGUGUUUGGGGGCCAGCCCUCGCUGUUGUGGAUCAACCCCUUCGCUGGGCUCCGCCCCCGUGGCCUGCUGACACUGCGUUCGCGCCGAGGGGGCGCUGAGUUUUCAGUUUGAGAACGCCACCCCCCAGCAGCCAGGUGUAGGUGUACGUAUACACAUGCAUGUGUCUGCACAAACACUCACAUAUGGUUUUCUGUUUUGUGGGAACCUUUGUGCUGUGUACUUUUUUUGGGGAAUAUUUACACAUUGACAGGAGGCAAUACAGGAAAGACACACACCUGAACCUGUUAUGCACUACACAGGAGUGUUUUUUUUUUUUAUACAUUGCCUGAGCUGCUGUGGAUCUCUGACACCUACCAGUGCUUUGAGGAGGGACUCCUAGGCCAUGGAAAAGGAUCUCUUCUUUCAAUGACGUUGUUGGAAAUGUGUGGCCGAGUUGAGAAAGGCUCAAGCCUUGCAGGGGCACCAUGACUCUUCAUGGCCUUGCUAGGGCUCUCCAGUCAUUGAACCACUAAACACAUACGUAAAGGAAACUGUGUUUUUGGGUGCUGCAUUGCUUUUAUCUGAACUGUAUUUCAUUUAUCUGUUGUUGCUGGAAAAUUUUUUCAAAUGGCAAAGUCAUGUACUUAAAAAAUGUUUAUGAAUUUUUGUUCUAAACUAAAGUAUAUAUGCAGUGUACCUUUACAGUGGUGACCUGUUGGUGGAAAAAUGUCAUAUUAGGAAAAAUACCCAUGACUGUGUACAAAAUGUGACCUGCUAUGGUAGAGGAGACAAACCUUUGUCCUGAGAAGAAAUUUGGAAUAAUAAUCUUAUUUACACCAAAAACACCAAUUAUUAGCAGUGUACAAUUUGCAGGGACAAGGGCCGGUCACCCCUGUUCUGUGCUGUCCCUGGUAAAUGAAUUUCGGGCAAAAACUGAAGCUUCUGUCACCAUGGCUAGUAUGUGUUGGGAGAGGUUCAAAAUGAAGUUCUCAAUAAGAUGCUCCCAAAAACCAUGCUCCGUCCAGAGAAGCUGUUCCAGCUUCCAAUAAAAGGAUCACUCUGGUGCUCUUUGGGAGGGAGAAAUUUGUUAGCCAGUAUCCUCUUUUUCCUUUAGUGCUGUUGUAUUGGAUUACUAAAGCCAGCAGUGCCAGCUAGUUUUGACAGAUGGGGAGGGACUUGAAGGAGGUUUUCUUAAGGAGCCCGCCAUCUGCAUAACCAUGAAAGAGGAGCAACAUCUAUUGCUAUGUGUGGCUUUUUCAACCAAAGCAUUGCUGGGAUCAUCGUCCCUCCCUUUGUUGAAGCUGUUGUGGUUGCCAUCGUUGACCUUCCUGUGUCUGUGUUAUGGUUUCUUAAUUUCUCCUGAUGUGGAGCUUUGCUGUCUUGACUUGUGCACAAGACUGACAAAGACCAGUACUGCAGGCCAGUGUACAAAUACUCAAGAAACAGUUACAUUGAUAUUUGUUUGGAAAUACCAAUCGGCAAUGCCAAAUGUUGUAUUUAAUGUAGUGUAAAAACAAAAAAAUCCUUAUUUAAUCCAUGAUAUAACCUUUAGCAGAAAAGUAGAAUUAAGUUCCACUUUUCUUAGAGUGGCAUUAACAUUGUGGUGGGCAGGGGGUGAAAACUAAAGCAAAAAUUUGUUGGCAGUAGCAGUUUUUCGGGUUGGUCGGUGAUCUUUGGAUUUCUUAGAACAGACCUGAAGCAGAAAACCGUUAACUAUUACAGCGAAUGAAUCGACACGGCCUCGUAUAACUCUGUUUAUACCUCUGCAACGAAGGGUAAAGUAAUUUCUGCACUGGCGUACUGUCCAACCUGAGCAGUGCUGUGUGCUCAGUUGCCAUGGCUCCAGGACACUUGAAGCCCUAAACAGUAUCUGAGAGGCAGUGUUUGCUAGCAGGUCAGGGCAACCUGCAAGAGCAUAGCCACACAGGUCACAUCAUUAAGUAACAACCACAGUGAAACUUGGAAAACCUGGAGAUUGCUUGUCUUCAGCAUGUCAGAUUGAUCCCUUUAAUCUGUUCAGUUUCCUCACAGGCAGGAAAGUUGGUUUGCCUCAUUACUGCCUGUUGUUCUUUGUCAGUUUUUUGGUGUCUUGCAGAACCCGGGAGGGAGUGAUGCUCUUGAGUAGAGCUAAAAUGACUCAGAAGCCAUGACUCUGGUUUUCCAGUCUUUUUAUGGUCCCCCCCCCCCCACCCCGGCCGGAGCUGCCUACCGCAUUCACUUCCCAGCAGUUAGUGAGAGAUGCAGUCAGAACUGUCACCAGUGUUUUUAUGCAUGAACAGAGAAACAUGUUGUGUGUUUAAGGUGCCACAACUGAAUGAGGCAUUCUUAUCUGAACUAAAGUCCCAGUCAAAAGUUUGAGUACACCCAGGAAACUCUUUGCAUGGGAAGAAUGGCACAAAAGCAGGAAAAGAAAGCAAGUGCCCUUCAUUUCGGGGAAGAGCUGCGCAGGCACGUCUGCUCAUUUCCUGCUGAAAACUUGUUACCCAAAUGCCACGUGGACAAAAACAUACUCAAACUUUUGAAGGGUGCUGUGCUUUGAGACUAGUGGUCUGGGUAUUCACUCAUUCACACAAACCAAACAAAACUCCUGUCAAGCAGGGCCAAACCUGGGCGCAUCCCUAUGAUGCGAAUUUAUAACACGUCACAAGCUCUUUAACUUGAAAGUGUACACUUUACUCCAGAUGAUCACAUUUGUGUAAAAUAUUGAUCAUGUUUUUAUUUAUUUUUUAAGAAAAUUGUAACCCAAAAAUGAUAUUUCUAAUGUGUAGUUCUUUUACAGAAUAAACUUUAAAAGUGGGUUUAAAA